Messenger RNA from Carcharodon carcharias (great white shark), 2010 nucleotides. Its product is annotated as cytochrome b ascorbate-dependent protein 3. Gene Ontology annotation, molecular function: oxidoreductase activity. The record is from RefSeq and is a predicted model, not a curated record. The transcript has 7 exons. Gene Ontology annotation, cellular component: lysosomal membrane. The coding region runs from base 167 to 910 and encodes 247 amino acids. NCBI's taxonomy places the organism in Eukaryota, Metazoa, Chordata, Chondrichthyes, Lamniformes, Lamnidae.
UGCUCGAUGCGCUUGCGUGUUAGAUGCGGAAUGUGAUCUGAGUUGCUUAGAGGAUAUGCUUGAAGGUCGUCAGGCUAGCUUUAAUUCUAGAGAAGGGAGGUGUAAGUGAAAUUCUGACAGAAAUCUUGUAUUUUGUGGCUAUUUUAGGAAGGUCUUGGGGGCAAAGAUGAAGAGCAGCAAUGUGUUUUAUCUUGUCUACACCUUGUCUCUCCUCUUUGGUCUACUUUGUAUAAUAUUUGUGACUACAUGGAGUAAGGGCUACAGAGGAGGCUUUGCCUGGGAUGGAACAGCGAAGAUGUUUAAUUGGCAUCCUGUCUGCAUGGUGACUGGGCUUGUUGUCCUUUAUGGGAAUGCUAUUCUUGUAUACAGAUUGCCCUUCACCUGGUCCAGCAACAAGUUGAUCCUAAAGUCAGUUCAUGCUACACUAAACCUUGGUGCAUUGUUUUUUGCUGUCAUUGGGUUACUAGCAGCAUUUGGGUUCCACAAUAAGAUGCAUAUUCCCAACUUGUAUUCUAUGCAUAGCUGGGUGGGAUUUGCAGCAGUCAUUCUCUUUGGCUUGCAGUGGCUGCUGGGAUUCCUGGCAUUUUUGCUGCCUUGCACACCUCUCUGGCUUCGAGCUGCUUACAAAGACCUGCAUGUUUUCUCUGGACUUUGCAUCUUGGCAAUGACUAUUGCUGCUUCUCUGUCAGGAAUUAAUGAAAAGUUAAUAUUUGUACUCAAUGCUCCAAACUCAACUGCUCCCUAUAAGAAGCUUCCACCUGAGGCAUAUUUGGCCAACACUUUGGGAGUGUUACUCUUGUGUUUUUCACUGACUGUAGCCUGGAUGCUCCUCAAACAUGAAUGGCAGCGACCAAAUGCACAUACAACUGCACCCAGCGAUGCCACAGAGCCACUUCUGACUGAAAACUAAAUGAGGAAAUCACUGAAGCUUCUGUAUGCAGUUGAAGAAGCCAGUCUUGAGAUUUGCAUACUAAUAUACCACUGUACUGAACUACUGAUUCCUCACAAUGAUGGUCUUGUCCCCCAAAGCAUUGAUUUCAAAGUAAUUUUACUGUUACAAUAUUUGCCAAGUCUAAGAACAGGCAAGAUAAAUAUUUGAUGGGCCAAGUUGAUAUUUUAUUUGAAAAUGAAUUUAAAUGUCACUAGCAAUGCCUAAAAGGUGAGAAGUGGAAUGACUUUCCAUCUGCUUUACAGUUUAGACUUGCAGUCAGCCAGUUCAAAAAGCUGGGCCCUGCACAUAACCAACUUGGUUAACAACAUUGUGCUGCACUUUACAUUUGAAGGCAGCAACUUUACUUUAAAAAAAAAUCAUGUUUGAAUGAAGAAACUUGAACUCUUUUUUGCUUGCUGGAAAAAGUAAUCUCUAGGCUUGUUAACUAGCCACCAUUUAAAGCAGAUUUCUAUCAUUGACCAAAGCAUUUUCCAAGAAAAUGGUUUUCAAAUCUGUGCUUUUCACUUCACUUAAGGAAAGAGGAACUGAUCUAGUUGAUGGAAUAGAACAGCACAUUGACAUGUAUUUCUAGAACCUAGAUUGUAAUCCUGAGCUUUUUGAAGUUCUGCUCCACAGUGCAAUGAAUUAUUAACCAAGCAUUUUGGGACUACACAUGAAUCCAGCUCAGAUUAUUGGGAUGAAUCUCCAUGUUUAUGGCACUUGAUUGUAAUGAUUGUAGGUAGUCCCUACUGUCCAAAGCUAGGUUCUGACUACAGUUCAAAAAUUAAUGUUUGCACAAGAUAUCCACAAGUUUUAAUGAUAUUCUGUUGUAGGUUCAGUUAGCUGCCUAACAGCAGUAAGAGCUCCACUCUACACUUGCACUUUAUCUGACUUUGUUUGAUGGGUCAACAGCCUUUUUAAUGUACUCCUGGAGUACAAGAAAUCACUUUAUUGGGAGAGAAGCGAAGCUAUUAGUACUAUGACCAAAAGCUAUUUUUUGUUUUUGAUUGGUUUUAGAUAUAAGAAUCAUUUGUCAAUGUAUUUAAUGUAUACAACCAUAUAAAGGAUUCCUGAUGUUU